AGACCGGUCUCACCUGGAGGAUUGAUCCCAGAUAUGAGGAUCUGUUUCUGGGCUGGAGCUCGCCACCUCCUGCCUGUGCUGGUUCUUUUGGCAGUCCUAAAUGUCGAAGCGAGCCAGCAUCAACCCAAGGAGAGGCACUACUACGUUGCUGCCGUGGAGAUAAACUGGAACUACUCCGGCGAUGACCAGAACAGGUCUGGUCCCACCUACAAGAAAGUGGUGUUUCGGGAAUAUGACAGAGACUUCCGACAAGCCAAGACUCAUCCAUCUUCGCUGGGUCUGCUGGGACCCACGCUGCGGGCGGAGGAGGGAGAGACGAUCGUCCUGACUUUCAGAAACAUGGCGAAUGGGGUGUACAGCAUCCACCCACACGGGGUGGCUUAUGGAAAACAGUCGGAGGUGGCCAACUACUUCAACAACACGUCACUAAAAGAAAAAGAGGACGACUUAGUGCUCCCGGGGCGUGAUUAUGUUUACUCCUGGGAAGUGACGCCAGAAGUUUCCCCAGGGCCAGAGGAUCCCAACUGUCUCACCUACACCUACGUCUCUCACCAAAACGUGGUCCAGGACUACAACUCCGGCCUCAUCGGCGCUUUGCUCAUCUGCAAACCCGGGAGUCUGGAUGAGUCAGGAAAGCAGGUCGGCAUCCACGAGGAGCACGUAUUCCUCUUCAGCGUUUUUGAUGAGAAGCACAGCAUGUAUAGUCCAAAUGGACCCGCCCUGGACAACCACCUCAAAUACACAAUCAACGGAUACACAAAGGGCUCACUGCCUGACGUCAGCAUGUGCGCUCAUGCGCCCCUGAGUCUGCAUCUGAUCGGUAUGAGCUCCGAGGCCGAGCUGUUCUCCGUGCACAUGAAUGGGCAGGUGCUGACACAGGACGGCCACAAAGUGUCCACGGUGGGGCUGAUAAGUGGCUCCACGGCCACCGCCGCCCUGGUGGCGCUCCACCCAGGCCGCUGGCUGCUCUCCUCGCACACGUUCAAGCACAUGGAAGCUGGCAUGCAUGGCUUUGUGGAUGUGAAGAAGUGUGAAGGCUUUCAGGAACCCGUGAGAAGGUUGACCCUCUCACAAAAACGAGAUAGCACCGUAUGGAAGUACUACAUAGCUGCAGAGGAAGUUGUCUGGGACUACUCACCCAACAUCCAGGAACACAUCGACAAGGACAUCAAGCUCCAGUAUCUGACACAGUCGCCCACUCGCAUUGGGAAGAAGUACAAGAAGGCGUUGUACACGCUGUACACGAACGAGUCAUUCACUGAAAAGUUAGAGGACAAGCAAAGGAAAAAUGAACUUGGUAUAUUAGGCCCGAUAAUCAGAGCACAAAUCAGAGACGUAAUCAAGAUCACCUUCAAGAACAUGGCCUCCAGGCCCUACAGCAUCUACCCACACGGACUGUCCAUAGAGAAGUCAGAGGAAGGAGCCAACUAUCCAGAGGGAGGAAACCAGUCACAUGCUGUUCAGCCGGGGGAAACGCAUACUUAUGUGUGGAAAGUGCUCGAGGAAGACCAGCCUUCAGAUUCAGACUCCCGAUGUCUCACACGGAUGUACCACAGUGCAGUGGACACACCGCGCGACAUCGCAUCCGGACUGAUAGGACACAUCCUCAUCUGCAAGAGCAACUCCCUCAAUUCCAGGAAUGUGCAGGUGAAUCCAGACAAGGUGCAGCACGCCAUAUUUUCUGUGUUUGAUGAGAACAGGAGCUGGUACUUGAAUGAAAACAUCCGCCGGUAUUGUGAUCACUCCAAAGUCGACACAGCGGACAUGAACUUCUACAAGUCCAACGUCAUGCACACAAUAAACGGUUAUGCCUUUGAGAGUGGGCCAAUUUUAGGCUUCUGCAACGGUGAGGUUGUAACGUGGCAUGUCUCCAGUGUCGGAGCGCAGGACUAUGUCCAGAACGCUACUUUCUACGGCCACCCCUUUAAGCUGAACGAGAGGACAGAAGACUUCCUCAGCCUGUACCCUAUGACUGGCGAGACCAUCACCAUGCUCAUGGACAACAUUGGUGUCUGGCUCGUGGCUUCCAUGAACACCAACCAGACAACUAAAGGGAUGCGUAUCAAGUUCAAAGAAGUUGUGUGCUAUCGCGACUACGAAUACGAAUAUGAAAAUACACACAAUGCCGUUUUUCUCACAAACAAUUCUACAGUUUACAAUGCCACAGGAUCAUUAGAUGUUGUAAAUGUAUCUGCUGAUAUCACCAAUUGACAGUAGCAAUAUCACAGGAAACUUCCAAUCUAACAGCUGAAGUGCAAGAAUCUACCGAUCCAGAUGUAGGACUGCCAGGAAAUACGACUUCCAUGUCAGGAAACGAAACAACGAUCGCAACGCUGCCUGGUGAUAGGCAGUCCUCUGUGGAUGUAACCGUGUCUUUCUCUUUUGACCAGGAAGGUUAACUUUAUUGCGCACAUUAAGCUUUGUAAACUCAGCAAAUGUAGCGUCAUUAGCGUAAUAGCCUCACGGUUCCUCACACAAACAAGACCUAAAGAAAUUACACACAGCUUUUCUUAAAAUUGCCAGACACACAUCUUUGAAGACACGACCACCAAAGAGUUAAUAAAUGAAUAAAAAUGAAUGAAUUA
Messenger RNA from Cololabis saira (Pacific saury), 2585 nucleotides. Its product is annotated as coagulation factor V-like. Gene Ontology annotation, molecular function: oxidoreductase activity; copper ion binding. Gene Ontology annotation, biological process: iron ion transport. Gene Ontology annotation, cellular component: plasma membrane. The transcript is spliced from 13 exons. Bases 34 to 2211 code for a protein of 725 amino acids. Lineage: Eukaryota; Metazoa; Chordata; Actinopteri; Beloniformes; Belonidae. The record is from RefSeq and is a predicted model, not a curated record.